AGCACUAACAACAGAAGAAGACCGACGCUAGGUUAGCUCGCAAGCUAGCACUUGUAAAUUCACGUUUGGGUUGCUUUGAGAGUCAAAAUGCUCUUGCAGUCUGUCAGGCCGUGGCUGCUUCGCUGCAGGAGCAUCCAGCUGGCUUGCACCAGAACUUAUCACGCUGACACAGUGGCUCGACUCGGCUCUCGACCAGAUCAACAGUCCUCUGAAUAUAAGGAAAACUAUGAGCGAAUGAAAGUUCUUGUGGAUGAACUGAAAAGCCGGGCGGAGAAGAUUAAAUUGGGUGGAGGCGAAAAGGCAAGGCGACUCCACACCUCUCGAGGCAAACUCCUUCCAAGGGAGCGCAUCGACAAACUGCUGGAUCCAGGCACUCCUUUUUUGGAAUUCUCCCAGUUUGCGGCAUAUGAGCUGUAUGGAAAAGAGGAGGUACCAGCUGGUGGUAUAAUCACAGGGAUUGGCCGGGUUUCAGGAGUGGAAUGUGUAGUCGUUGCAAAUGAUGCCACGGUCAAAGGGGGAACAUACUACCCAGUUACAGUGAAGAAACAUCUUCGUGCUCAAGAAGUAGCCCAGCAGAACCAUUUGCCAUGCAUUUAUUUGGUUGAUUCUGGUGGAGCCAAUCUACCCAGACAGGCCGAUGUCUUUCCAGACAGAGAUCACUUUGGACGCAUUUUUUACAACCAGGCCAGGCUGUCUUCAAAGGGAAUUUCCCAGAUUGCUGUUGUGAUGGGCUCCUGCACAGCUGGAGGAGCGUAUGUGCCAGCCAUGGCAGAUGAGAGCAUCAUUGUGCGGAAGCAAGGGACCAUUUUUCUUGGAGGACCCCCACUGGUUAAAGCUGCCACUGGGGAGGAGGUUUCUGCUGAAGACCUCGGUGGGGCUGAUCUUCACUGCAAAAAAUCUGGUGUGACAGACCACUACGCUUUAGAUGAUUUCCACGCACUCCACUUAGCAAGGAAAGCAGUGCGAAGUCUCAACUAUAGAAAAAAUCUUGAGGUUACCGUGGAGCCCACUGAGGCUCCCCUCUACCCCGCAGAUGAGCUCUAUGGCAUAGUCGGAGAUAACUUGAAGCGGAACUUUGAUGUCAGGGAGGUCAUUGCUAGAAUUGUGGAUGGCAGUAAAUUUGAUGAGUUUAAGGCGUUCUACGGAGACACGCUGGUCACAGGAUUUUCAAGAAUAUUUGGCUACCCCGUCGGAAUCAUUGGCAACAACGGAGUCCUGUUUUCAGAGUCUGCCAAAAAGGGGACACAUUUUAUCGAACUAUGCUGCCAACGCAACAUUCCACUUAUUUUCCUUCAAAACAUCACAGGCUUCAUGGUGGGAAGGGAGUAUGAAGCGGGAGGGAUUGCCAAGGAUGGAGCCAAGAUGGUGACGGCUGUCGCCUGUGCCAAUGUACCCAAGAUUACUGUUAUCAUUGGAGGCUCCUACGGAGCGGGCAACUACGGCAUGUGUGGAAGAGCUUACAGCCCCAGAUUCCUCUACAUGUGGCCAAAUUCCCGGAUCUCGGUAAUGGGCGGUGAGCAGGCAGCCACGGUCCUGGCCACCAUCACUAAAGAUCAGAGGGCACGCGAGGGAAAGGAGUUCACAGCAGAACAAGAGGCUGCCAUGAAAGAACCAAUUGUGCGGCGAUUUGAAGAGGAAGGCAGUCCAUACUACUCCAGUGCCAGACUGUGGGACGACGGCAUUAUUGAUCCCGCUGACACUCGUCUGGUUUUGGGACUGAGCCUCAGCGCCGCUCUUAACGCACCAACAAAGAGGACUCGUUUUGGGGUUUUCAGGAUGUAAUGCUCAUGUAAGCGUGUAGAGGUACUAACCUUUGAUUUGCCCAGGUUUUGUAGUUCGAUGUGUGAUGUGUCACCAGAUUAAGAGGAACACGAAAGAAAAAAAAAAACUAUCACAAAAGAUGGAAUCACUCAGCCCUGGAGACUUGGGGAUGUGGUUGGAUGUGGUUGUGGAACAUUUCCGCUGUAAAGUUGUGCCUUAACUGUUACUCCUCCUCUGUAAAUGAAACUGUAAUUAUGAUCCCAUGUCCUUUAGCGUAUUUGGGUUUUUAUCACUUAUUACUAAUUAAAUAAAAAAAGACAGAC
Messenger RNA from Menidia menidia (Atlantic silverside), 2084 nucleotides. The record is from the annotation of a GenBank genome assembly. NCBI's taxonomy places the organism in Eukaryota, Metazoa, Chordata, Actinopteri, Atheriniformes, Atherinopsidae.